CGGAGCAGCCUGGGAACUGCUCCAUGUCUGCCCCUCGGGUAUAAAGACAGCCUUCUGGGAGGCCAGCCGGGAGAAGAGGCUGGGCUGGCUCUGGGGACGGACGCAGCAGGCUACACAGAAGCGGGCACCUUGAUCGGAGAUGACUCCUGCCAGCAUGGGCCUGGGAGCCACCAUCGUUUGCCUCUUGGCCUGGGCUGGCCUGGCCGCGGGUGACCGGGUGUACAUCCACCCCUUUCACCUCCUCUUCUACAGCAAGAGCAGCUGUGAGCAGCUGGAGAAAGCCGACGUGGAGACGCCCAAAGAGCCGACCUUCACACCCGUCCCCAUUCAGGCCAAGACGUCCCCCGUGGAUGAGGCGGCCCUGCACGACCAGCUGGUGCUGGCCGCCGAGAAGCUAGGGGAUGAAGACAGGUUGCGGGCUGCGAAGGUCGGGAUGCUGGUGGACGUCCUGGGCCUGCGCAUGUACAGGACCCUGAGCGAGACGGGGACUGACCCCAGCGGGGCUGUCCUCUCCCCAGUGGCUCUCUUCGGCACUCUGGCCUCUUUCUACCUGGGCGCCUCAGGCUCCACGGCCACCCAGCUGCAGGCGUUCCUGGGCGUCCCUGGGGAGGACCAGGGCUGCACCUCCCGGCUGGACGGGCACAAGGUCCUGUCGGCCCUGCAGACCAUCCAGAGCCUGCUGGUAGCCCAGGGUGGGCCAGGCAGCCAGGCCCCACUGCUGCUGUCCACGGUGCUGGGCCUGUUCACGGCCCCCAGCCUGCGCCUGAGGCAGCCGUUCAUGCAGAGCCUGGCUCCCUUUGCUCCUAUCAUCCUCGCACGCUCUCUGGACCUGGCCACGGACCCGGAUCUUGCUGCUGAGAAGAUCAACAGGUUCAUGCAGGCCGUGACUGGCUGGAAAAUGCAUAGACCCCUGACGGGAGCCAGUGCAGACAGCACCCUGCUCUUCAAUGCCUACGUCCACUUCCAAGGGAAGAUGAAGGGUUUCUCGCUGCUGCCCGGGGCCCGGGAGUUCCGGGUGGACAACAGCACCUCAGUGUCCGUCCCCAUGCUCUCGGGCACGGGCACCUUCCUGCACGGGAGCGACGCCGAGAACAACUUCUCCAUGACCCGCGUGCCCUUGGGCGGGAGCGCCUGCCUGCUGCUGAUCCAGCCCCACUGCGCCUCUGACCUGGACCGAGUUGAGGCCCUGGUCUUCCAGCACGACUUCCGGAGCCGGAUGAAGAACCUGUCUCCCCGGGCCAUCCGCCUGACCAUGCCCCAGCUGAUGCUGCGAGGCUCCUACAACCUGCAGGACCUGCUCACCCAGGCCAAGCUGCCCACCCUGCUGGGUGCUGAGGCGAACCUGGGCAAAAUCAGCGAUGCCAGCGUCACAGUGGGACAGGUGCUGAACAGUGUUCUUUUUGAACUCAAAGCAGACGACAGAGAGCAGCCCACGGAGUCCGCCCCACAGCCCGCUGGGCCUGAGGUUCUGGAGGUGACCCUGAGCAGCCCCUUCCUGUUUGCAGUUUACGAGCGUGAGGCCAGCACCCUGCACUUUCUGGGCCGCGUGGUCAGCCCUCUGCACAAGGCCUGAGGCUGGGCCUUGCACAGCGGCUGCCCUUGACCUGUGAGACAAAGGCCAGCAGCCAACCUGGGCAAAGGCAGCGAUUUGUCAGCACUCUUCUGAGUCCACUGGGAGCUGGCAAGCAUCCGUCUCUCCUCGGGAAAGGGUGCUGUGUAUACUGAGCAGCAGAAACCCACCCAGCACACACACGGCGCUGAGCUUAUUUGGGAGAAUGGGGGAGGGGAGCCAUGCACCAGAGUUCAGCCCAGGACCACAGUGUUCUGGAAGGAAUCUGAUCAGAUCAUGUUGCCUGUGAAACCAAAAGCGUUCCCUUUUUAAUGGAGAAUGGAGAUUGGGCUUAAAAAUGCAAAUAUACAUUUUGCAUUGUCUUCGGUUUAUAUUUAGCUUAUUGAAUGGGACCAAAUGAUUUUCAUGUAGUUUCCACUUAUCUUAGCUUUGAGAAACAUUAGGAAAGACGAAAGCAUCUGAAUUUGUGCUGCGAUUCAUGUAACACCAAUUGCUGGCUAUGUCUUGUGUUAUUAAUAAAUGACUUGAGAUGAUAGGCCUGGAAAAUUCCUAGCAGCAGAACUUGGCUCUGAGCAGCCCAGCUGACAGGCGGUGCAAAUCGAAGUGCUUCCUAGGGCUUGGGAUAAGACGUCCUGGGAGUGCCCCGGCCAGUACCUAGCAGUCUGCUGAUGUCUGGGGUGAUGUCGUUUCUCCAGACACUUCCAUCUGUAAACACUAGCGCCCAAAGGUGUGAUGCACAGGGGUUGCCCAGGGGAGGCUCUGCACCCUACCAGCAAAAGGAGCUGGGCACACGGGUGCUUCUUCCUUUCUGGGGACCCACGGUCAUUUUACUGGGGAGUGGGAGACGGAGAAAUAAACACUCAUAUUUUCAAGUUC
Molecule: messenger RNA, 2446 nt
Organism: Lepus europaeus (European hare)
Lineage: Eukaryota; Metazoa; Chordata; Mammalia; Lagomorpha; Leporidae
Gene: AGT
Product: angiotensinogen
Exons: 5
Coding region: 140-1573 (477 amino acids)
Biological process (GO): regulation of systemic arterial blood pressure by renin-angiotensin
Molecular function (GO): serine-type endopeptidase inhibitor activity
Source: RefSeq, a predicted model, not a curated record